UUGGCUCGAAAACGUUCACCCGCUUGAAACUUGAUGCCCUGCAGCCGUCGGAGAGCUGAGCAAUGAAAUGUCGCCGCCGAUGAGUCUCUCUGCAACUCACCUUACCACUUGUCGCUUCCCGCCAAAAACCAUAACCGACCACCCAUCACUCUCUCCCUUCUUUUCCUUUCCCAGAACCCUCCCCUCCCAAAAUCCUAAAUCCUCUAAAUUCACAAUUCGGAGCUCCGCCGCCGACACCAAAACACUUGCGCCCAAGUCUGCCAUUCAGAGAAUCGCCGAGAAGCUCCGAAGCCUCGGGUUCACCGAGAGCACCCAAAAUCCCGACCGGCAACCCGAUAAGAAGUCCGCCGGCGAAAUCUUUGUUCCGAUUCCGGAGAAAUUGCCCAAGUACCGGGUCGGGCACACGCUCGAUGCAAGCUGGAGCACGCCCGAGAACCCGGUCCCAGAACCGGGCACCGGCGGAGCGAUUGCGAGGUUUCAUGAGUUGAGGCGGGAGGUGAAGAAGCAGAAGGAAUUAGAGAGGGAGGAGAGGAAGGGGAAGGGGGAGGGGAGGGUUCCGACAUUGGCGGAGCUGAGCUUGGGGAAGGGUGAGUUGAGGCGGCUGACGACGGUUGGGCUUGGGCUGAGGAAGAAGCUGAAGAUUGGGAAGGCUGGGAUUACUGAAGGGAUUGUGAAUGGGAUUCACGAGAACUGGCGGCGGUCGGAGGUUGUGAAGAUUGUGUGUGAGGAUUUGUGUAGGUUGAACAUGAAGAGGACUCAUGACUUGUUGGAGAGAAAAACUGGAGGGCUGGUUGUCUGGAGGGCUGGAAGUAAGAUAAUUUUGUAUAGGGGGGUGAACUAUAAGUAUCCAUACUUUUUGCGUGACAAUGUUCGCAAAGAUUCAAUGAGUGAGGCUAACUCUAUUGCACUACCUGAUACACACAUCAAUGAUGGAGGAAAUGAGAGUGGUACAUCCAGCAAAAAUGAUGUAAACUCUGCUAUAGUACCAAGUACAAGCUAUGAACGAGCUCAACCAGCGUUAGUACAAGGUGUUGGUUUGCCAGGUAGAGUUCGGUUUCAACUUCCAGGCGAGGCACAACUUUCAGAAGAAAAUGACAGCAUGUUAGAGGGACUGGGGCCGCGGUUUACUGAUUGGUGGGGUUGUGAACCUCUUCCCAUUGAUGCUGACCUUCUACCAGCCAUUGUUCCUGGAUACAGGAAACCUUUCCGCCUUCUUCCCUAUGGUCUGAACUCUAAACUAACAGAUGAUGAAAUGACCACAAUAAGAAGACUCGGUCGACCCUUACCAUGUCAUUUUGCAUUGGGCAGAAACAGAAAUCUUCAGGGUUUGGCCGCUUCCAUUGUCAAACUCUGGGAAAAAUGUGAGAUUGCCAAAAUAGCUGUUAAAAGAGGGGUACAGAACACUAACAGCGAGAUGAUGGCUGAAGAGCUAAAGAGGCUGACUGGAGGAACUCUGCUUGCUCGGGACAGGGAAUUUAUAGUUUUGUAUAGGGGAAAGGAUUUUCUGCCACCUGCAGUUUCAUCUGCAAUAGAAGAACGGAGGAGGCAUGCAAUACGUGUAGAGCGUAGUACCUCAGUUCCAACUAGACAGGAUCUUGAACCCAGGACUGAGCCAGAAAAUAAACAUGGCUGGAUCGAUGAUCAUAAAAUGGGGCUUCCAUCCGCAAGAAAGCUAAAGUCUACUGAGGCAGCUGUCGAUAGGACCAGCAUUAAAUUGUCCAUGGCUUUAGAAAAGAGAGUAAAGGCAGAAAAACUUCUAGCAGAUCUGGAGAACGCAGCGACCCCCCAACAACCAGAAAUAGAUAAAGAAGGUAUUACUAAAGAAGAAAGAUAUAUGCUAAGGAAGGUUGGCUUGAGAAUGAAGCCUUUCCUACUGAUGGGUAGGCGAGGAGUAUUUGAUGGAACAAUUGAAAACAUGCAUCUUCAUUGGAAGUAUAGGGAACUCGUUAAGAUAAUAUCUAAUGAGAAAAGUAUCGAAACUGUUCACCAAGUAGCACAAACCUUAGAGGCAGAAAGUGGUGGGAUACUAGUGGCAGUGGAGAGAGUGAGUAAGGGUUAUGCAAUUAUUGUGUAUCGCGGAAAAAAUUAUAGCAGGCCUGCUUCUUUGAGACCUCAGACACUUCUGACUAAAAGAGAAGCAAUGAAACGUUCUAUUGAGGCACAGCGUCGUGAGUCUUUGAAACUUCAUGUUUUAAAGCUUAACGAAAAUAUAGCUGAAUUAAAGCUUCAGUUGGAUGAAGACAAGGAAUCAGACAAUACGCACUCGGUUAAUGAAUCAAGAACUCAAUUGGCUAGAGACAAACAAGAAGCUCAUGUGAUUCCCAUAAGUUUGAAUGAUGGAGUGGCACCUGUUGUGAACGGUCAAUUAGCCACGCAACAAGACAAUAUGACGAGUUUCUCUCCGACCUGUGACGAGGAUGAAUCUGGGAGAGUUGAGCCAGGAUCUUCAAAUGAAUCAGUUACAAAUGAAGAGGAUGAAACUAGUACAGUUGAGACAGGAUCUUCAAAUGAACCAGUUACAUAUGAAAGUCGUGCAAGUUCGCUCAAGGAUAUAAAUGGAGAAGUUGAAGGCUUCCCAUCUACGUGUUGUCCUGAAGAUGUUCUGGCUAGAAACAAACAAGAAGGUCAUGCUACUCCCAUGAAAUUGGAAGAUAGAACGGGCACUGUAGUAAAUGGUCAAGUAGCCACACAGCAGGAUAAAGUCCUUACUUUCUCUUCGAUCUGGGGUGAGGAUGAAAAUGGUAAAGCUGAGCCACCCGUCUCUAAAUCUUUCUCGACAAACCGUUUGAGCAGUUCAGCGACUGUGGUCAAACAUCGUCGUGAUAAUGAGGCCAGGGACUCAUCACGCAGACCUGGCAAUAGUGAAUCAGAACCAUCAGUCCCAGUACUGGUAAGAAAGAAUUUUAAUGAGAGGCCCUCAAAGGCGGUUCAUCUUUCCAACAAUGAGAGGCUUCUUCUGCGAAAACAAGCCCUCAAGAUGAAAAACCGCCCUGUGAUAGCAGUUGGAAGGAGCAACAUUGUAACUGGUGUUGCUAAAACAAUCAAGGCACACUUUGAGAAGCACCCUCUUGCCAUAGUGAACGUCAAAGGCAGAGCAAAAGGAACUUCGGUCAGGGAAGUUGUUUUCAAACUGGAGCAAGCAACGGGUGCGGUUUUAGUCUCCCAGGAGCCUAGCAAAGUUAUACUUUACCGGGGCUGGGGCGCAGGAGACAAUCCUCGCCGUAAUGGAAGUAACACAGGGAAAAUUGCUUCUUCUCAGGGUGCCGUGUCUCCCGAACUCCUGGCGGCAAUAAGACUCGAGUGCGGUUUUAAACCUCGCGAGGGCGAAGAUGCAGCUGCUUAGGUUGGAAUCUUAGCUUGUGCCAGAAGGUACCGCUGGAUCAUCUAUCCCUCGAUCAUUGCCAAUGGUAGAAAGCUUGCACCUACACACACCGUCUACGUAGCAAUCACCGAAGCCCAUGAUCGUCUUAAGAGCGUGAGUAGACUCCGAAACUCCUCGGUUCUUACCUCUUUUGGCAUCUCAAAUUCGAGGAAUUGUGGAGAUGAUAACUUUGGAAUGGUUAACAACCUCCGUACAUAGAUUGAUUUAGUGCUGCAAGAAGAGAAAUGCAGGCAUUCUGUCGACACUUGACAUCCAAUGACCGGAAGUUUAACGCUGGAAGUCCAGAGAGCUGGUUGAGUUGAGGUUCUGAUUAGGUUUAGUCAAAUUGUAAGCUCAGAAGCCAUCCUCUGUAUCUGUGAAUUUUCGAAACAUAUAUAAACAUUCAUCAAAUUUUGAUUUUUUUUUU
Malus domestica (apple) is the source of this 3788-nucleotide messenger RNA. Its product is annotated as CRM-domain containing factor CFM2, chloroplastic. NCBI's taxonomy places the organism in Eukaryota, Viridiplantae, Streptophyta, Magnoliopsida, Rosales, Rosaceae. The record is from RefSeq and is a predicted model, not a curated record. Gene Ontology annotation, molecular function: mRNA binding. Gene Ontology annotation, biological process: RNA splicing, via transesterification reactions.